UCGGAGCGCUUUUCUUUUCGUCUGUCUUUUUGCUGCUGAGCUAUUUUCUGCUUCGUCGUAGAUUUGAUUCUCGCGUUCUCGGCUUCUUUUUCUCCGCUUCCUGUUCUUCUCUGCUUUGGUCGAGCUUUUUGUCUUCGGUCGAGUGCGGAAGUAUGAAUUUUGCAAUGGGCCGAGAUUUCUUUACAUUGAUUCUUUGCCGGUUUCGAGUAGGGGGCUGUUUUGCUACUUUCCAGACUCACUUUGAAUAGCUUUUGACUACGCUAGAGAACCUUUGGCGACCCGGUAGUUUUGCGUGUGUUCUUAUGGCUUAACGUGGAGUGUAUUGCCGUGAUUUAACGCGGUACUUUGUUUGAAUGUGGCUGCUGUGAAGGCUUGAAUGAACUUUGAGGGAUGCUUUGGAGGAGAGGGGGUGUGUUCCUGAGUAGGGAAUAGUUAGUCUGGUGACAGCGGCCGGCGGCCCUACAUAAGGCAGGUUCCCAGUUUUCAACAGCGCCUUAAUUUACGGAAAACCACCCGCAGGUACUGUUGACUGAUGUAGCUCAGUUUACCGUUGGAACCACUGUUUGGCAUGAACUGCAGUGUAACUGCAGUGUUUGCGUGGGGCAUCAUCGUCACCCCCCUGUGAAAUGGGAAUGGAAGAAACAGUGGAAGGAAGCCUGCAGCCUCUGAAGCUAUUUAAAGUAGAUUGAUUGACCCAAUUUGACUUGGGGCUGGGCUGCUGGAGUAUUAUUUUAACCUGAGUCUGACAUGGAUGAUGGUGGGCAUCGCGAAAAUGGAAGACACAAAGCUGAUCAUUAUAAAAAUGCUCAGAGCCAGUGGUUGAUGCAACAUCAGCCUUCAAUGAAGCAGAUAAUGGGUAUUAUGGCGGAGAGAGAUGCAGCUCUUCAAGAAAGGAAUUUAGCCCUUUCUGAGAAAAAGGCAGCAAUUGCAGAGCGGGACAUAGCGUUUCAUCAAAGAGAUAUGGCUAUUGCUGAAAGAAAUAACGCUUAUUUAGAACGAGACAAUGCCAUUGCAACUCUUCAGUAUCGAGAAAACUCCUUGACUAGUGGUAACAUUUCCUCGUGUCCCCCAGGAUGUCAGAUUUCUCGAGGCGUGAAGCACAUGCACCAUCCACAGCAGCAAGUGCAUCAUGUGUCCAGCAUGAGUGAAGCUGCUUAUGGCACCAGAGAUAUGCACCCAAGUGAUGCCCUGCCAAUAUCCCCGGUUGCAUCUGAGGCAACAAGAUCACGGCAGACGAAACGGACGAAAGAGGCCAAGGCAAUGUCAACUAGUAAGAAAGCUCCAAAAACUCCUAAGAAGGUCAAAAGGGAAACUGAUGACCUGAAUAAGCUCUUGAACGGAGAUGAUGGUUAUAACAAGCCAUUUGGAGUGCCAAAGUCUGAUUGGAAGGGUCAGGACCUAGGGCUAAACCAGGUAGCUUUUGAUGAUUCGACCAUGCCUUCCCCUGUGUGCUCAUGCACUGGAAUUGCAAGGCAAUGCUAUAAAUGGGGCAAUGGGGGUUGGCAGUCUUCAUGUUGCACGACCACCAUCUCUAUGUAUCCCCUACCGGCUGUGCCAAACAAGCGCCACGCUCGAGUUGGUGGCCGGAAAAUGAGUGGAAGUGCUUUUGGCAAGCUGCUGAGCCGCCUUGCAGCAGAAGGCUAUGACCUCUCAAGUCCUGUGGAUCUAAAGGACCACUGGGCCAAGCACGGAACCAACCGUUACAUCACAAUCAAGUAGCUGUUAGUAAAGUCUCCAAUUGGCAGGAGGAAUAAAAGGGUGGCACAACUGGUGAAUAGGAUGUGCAUUUCCUUGGUCUUUCUCGUAAAGAUAUGUGAGCAUUCAGUGAUUAGUGAUAGCCACUAGCGUGAAGCACAACAAUGGUUAGGCGACGCACAUAUAGGAAAGAGUUGAUUGUGUAACAUGUUAGACGGAGUCUUUGUGGGGGCACUUCAUGAUUGUAAAGCUUCUCUUCACCUCUCUUACCCUUCAUGGGACAGAUUCUUGUAAUGACACGCCUGAAGAGGUUGUAUGUCCCCUUGCCCCCAAAUAUUUCUUAGGCAUGCAAAAUUUGCUGUAGUCGUCUGGGCUGUAGUCGUAAGGUAACUGUAAAGAGUUGAAUCCUAUGGUUUUGCCGUAACUUCGGAGAAGUGUUGGACUGCGAUCUGUCGAACCAUCUGACGAAUUUGGUUU
Messenger RNA from Eucalyptus grandis, 2172 nucleotides. Its product is annotated as protein BASIC PENTACYSTEINE6. The transcript is spliced from 4 exons. The coding region runs from base 748 to 1719 and encodes 323 amino acids. The record is from RefSeq and is a predicted model, not a curated record. Gene Ontology annotation, biological process: response to ethylene. Gene Ontology annotation, cellular component: nucleus. Lineage: Eukaryota; Viridiplantae; Streptophyta; Magnoliopsida; Myrtales; Myrtaceae. Gene Ontology annotation, molecular function: DNA-binding transcription factor activity; sequence-specific DNA binding.